Octopus bimaculoides (California two-spot octopus) is the source of this 945-nucleotide messenger RNA. RefSeq lists its product as uncharacterized. The record is from RefSeq and is a predicted model, not a curated record. Gene Ontology annotation, molecular function: RNA polymerase II cis-regulatory region sequence-specific DNA binding; DNA-binding transcription factor activity. NCBI's taxonomy places the organism in Eukaryota, Metazoa, Mollusca, Cephalopoda, Octopoda, Octopodidae. Gene Ontology annotation, biological process: regulation of transcription by RNA polymerase II.
AUGGAGGAAAUGUACUACUGUGAAUUUUGUAAUAAGUUUCUUUCUACCAGUCAAGCAUUGAAUGCUCAUAAGCUCAUUCACUCAAGGGAAAGACCUUACCGAUGUGAGGAUUGUGGGGAAGCAUUUACUCUGAGUAAUGAAUUAUUAUCACAUAAAUGUGCUUUUCAUGUAGGAGACAGACGUAAGCACUGUGAAAUUUGUGGUAAAUCAUUUUCUAAUAAUCCUAAGUUAUCUCAUAAAUGUGAAAUUCAUGCAACACAAAGACCUUACCACUGUGAAAUUUGUGGAAAAUCAUUUUCUCAAAAAGGAAGUUUAUCAACUCAUGUACGUACCGUUCAUAUUGGAGAAAAGCCUUACAAGUGCAAUGUUUGUGAUAAACGUUUUGCUGUACGAACAUCAUUAAAAUAUCAUAGCUACCUUCAUACAGGAGAAAGGCCCCACCAUUGUGAAGUUUGCGGGCACACAUUUACUAGAGUGGUGUGCUUAGAAAAGCAUAAACGAAUACACACAGGAGAAAAACCGUACACUUGUGAAGUUUGUGGAAAAGCAUUUUCAAGAGGAUUUAGCUUAAAAAGACAUCGAAUUCUUCACACUGGAUUAAAACCUUAUGUUUGUGAAAUCUGUGGGACAGCAUUUUCAGAUUACAGUAACUUGGCUGGCCAUAAACGUGUUCACACUGGUGAAAGGCCAUAUCACUGCGAAAUUUGUGGGAAAGCAUUUUGUACUAACCGUAGCCUUUCAUCUCAUAAAUAUAGUCAUAGUGGUGGAAAACCAUACCACUGUAACAUUUGUGGGGAAACAUUUUCUCUUAGGAGCUACUUAUCAACUCACAGAAAUAAUAUCCAUAUUGGAGAAAAGCGCUACCAUCGCAAAGUUUCUGGGAAAGCUUUUUCUAAAAAGGAUUCACUUAAAAAAACACAAGCACGUUCACGCAUGAGAAAAUAG